AUGGCUAAAGUUGUUCUGGUGAGUAUCUUGGUUAUGCUAAUCGCGGCUCUGGCAAUCUCAGUGGGAUCUCUGAAUGCUUCUCAGGAUGUUCGCCGCUACAAACAUGGAGAUGACAUCCCGUUGUUCGCUAACAAAGUUUAUCCUCGGGAUCGUCCAUGUGCGGCAGAACCAUACUUCAAACUACCCUUCUGUCGUCCAUCACUUAGUAAACCAAGCGACCGAGUAAAAUCCUUGGAGGAAGUUCUGCAGGGUGACUGCUUCACCCACACUCAGUACCGACUACAGUUUCUGGCCAAAAGAAUCAAUCGAUCAUUAUGCAAGAAGAACCUGACGAUAGAAGAAGUUGCAAUGUUCAGGCGCGCAAUCCGCGAUAAAUUUGAAUACCAGAUGUACUGGGACCGCUUUCUCAUUCAGGGCGUAGUCGGCCAAGUUAGAUCCGUAGUUAACUCUUCGAGCCCUAGGUAUUAUCUGGUCAAACACAUUGAUUUCCUUGCCAAAUACAACGGUCGGGUUGUAACCAAUAUAGAAAUCGCAAGUGACUUCAAUUCUGCCGUGGAUAUAACCGAAGACGCUCCUGUCAAAGUCGAGUUCACAUAUUCACUCUAUUGGAAUAUUACAGCAUCCCAUGCUGUUCAAACAUCAAAUGACACGGCUCUGAUGCCCAUCAAUAUCAUUAAGAAGCAAGGGCAAGGCAGUUCCGUUGAGUUCAUUCUGUCAUUAUUCAUCGGCUGCUACAAAGCCUGUAUCGGCUUCCUUCUUGCAUUUACUUUAAGCCUGUAUUCAAAAAACAUAUUCGGCCUUCUAAACCGGUUUUUAUUGGUAGCUUCAAAGCAAAUCCAUGGCAACGCAUGCAGUUGUGUGUCAUACGCCUCCUUACACUGUGCAGUUGUCGGCAUAGGCACUCAGCUCUUCUUUCUAAUUUGCGGCCUAUUUGCGUUGGCUUAUGCAGGAUUUCUUCAUCCCUGCAAUCACACGGAGUAUGCCGUUCAGAUUCUUGUGAUGUAUUACCUCACAUCCGGUAUUUCUGGAUAUGUGGCAGCUUCAUUUUAUAGACGUCAUCAUUUUCAAAAUGGAUGGGCAGUAUGUGUCCUCCAGACUGGGGCCCUGUACCUGGUCCCAACCUUGUCGAUGAUCUUGGUCAUGGACGUAUUAGCAGAAGCGGCCCUUGGGGUUCCGGUCCUAUCCAAUUUUGAAUUCAUGAUUAUAGCUGUUUUGGGAUUGGGAGCUGUCACAAAUUUGUACCUAGUUAUAGGCGCGUUUAUUCCGUAUGCUCCCCAGGCUGAUCGUCCUGGGGCUAGUAGUAGCAGCAGAUCCCAACAUCAACAUGAAUCUUCUUGUCCCCGUGCUACCAACAAAACCCCAACGAGAGUACUGGUUCAUCGGCCAUUUUGGUGCUGGCGAACAGCCUCCCAAAUGUUUGUGGCUGGCCUUGUUCAUUUCAUGUUAGUGUCCAGCCAUGUGGACAUCUUGUACGCAAGCCUCUGGAACCUCAGAGUCUGUGGCGCAUUCAUCACCCUGCUCACUGACUUCUUUUCUCUCAGCUUUCUCACCUUUGAAAUGGGCCUACUUUUUGCAUGGCUUGAGCAUUACAUGCAGCCAGAUGAUGACCACAACUGGCAGUGGAGAUGCGUGCUGCGUGGGGGCUCAACUGCUAUUUUCAUGCUGGCUUACGGCAUCCGCUUCCAUAUCAAAGCAUAUCCAGAAGAUGGAAUGGUGAAGUUGGUGAUUUUCAUGGGCUAUAAUGCUUGCAUAUGUUACGCUUUAUUCCUGAUACUUGGAACCAUUGACUUCUACUCUUCUUUACUCGUCCACAAGCUUGUUGAAGCCCCUUUGGCUGAACAUGAGGGGUAG
This is a messenger RNA of Diospyros lotus (date-plum), 1851 nucleotides long. Its product is annotated as transmembrane 9 superfamily member 5-like. Gene Ontology annotation, biological process: protein localization to membrane. Bases 1 to 1851 code for a protein of 616 amino acids. The record is from RefSeq and is a predicted model, not a curated record. The transcript has 7 exons. Gene Ontology annotation, cellular component: membrane. Lineage: Eukaryota; Viridiplantae; Streptophyta; Magnoliopsida; Ericales; Ebenaceae.